Oryza brachyantha (malo sina) is the source of this 339-nucleotide messenger RNA. RefSeq lists its product as uncharacterized. NCBI's taxonomy places the organism in Eukaryota, Viridiplantae, Streptophyta, Magnoliopsida, Poales, Poaceae. Bases 1 to 339 code for a protein of 112 amino acids. The transcript is spliced from 2 exons. The record is from RefSeq and is a predicted model, not a curated record.
AUGGAGCAGCGCAAGAGAGCAGCAGCAGCAGUUGCUCUCUGCUGCAUGCUCAUCCUGCUGCCUGCAGUCGAGCUGCAGCAGGUGGGUGCCAUGUCGAAGUUCUGCAGAUGCUACACCCGGUGCUACCCAGACUGCAGGUGGAGCCUUCCUCGGUUCAUCUGCGUGCUCAAGUGCAUGGAUGACUGCAGCCCCAGCAACAAGAAUGUGGCCACCGGCGGCGAUUGCCACAGCUUUUGCCUGCUCACCAUAUGUGGCAUGGCGAUGAACGGGGCAGCUGAUGCUGCAUCUUGUGUAGAUGACUGCACAAAGAACCCAAACCUAUACACCAAGUUCCUUUAA